Messenger RNA from Humulus lupulus (European hop), 2954 nucleotides. RefSeq lists its product as uncharacterized. The record is from RefSeq and is a predicted model, not a curated record. The transcript has 10 exons. NCBI's taxonomy places the organism in Eukaryota, Viridiplantae, Streptophyta, Magnoliopsida, Rosales, Cannabaceae. The coding region runs from base 513 to 2549 and encodes 678 amino acids.
AGAAAUUAAUGCCCAAACCUUUCUAUUCUAUUCUUCUCUCCUCCUCACAAGCCUUUCGACCCAAGCAAAUCCAGCUCCUUUUUCUCUUAAUUUUUAUUUUUCCCCUUCAAUUAUUUAAAAAAAUAUAUAUAAAAUUAAAUUAAAAUGGAAAAUGAAAAAGAGUAGUUAAAUUAAAAAAAAAAAAGUUCCAUUAAUGGCCUGGGCUCCGACAUGUAUCAGUAGUCGUGCCUCGUCUAUGUAUGUAUUUAUGUGUAUCUGAGUUUUACCUUUCUUUCUUUUCUUGGGUUUCUCGAUGCGCGUGUCGUUUAUUCUCCUCCGUUUGAUCUCCCGGCGGUCCUCCUUUCACCGCCGUUGAUCUUCUUCCUACUCCUCUCCUGUUGUGGCUCUUUUUAAUGUUAUGAAGCUCACUGGUUAUUGCUUCUCCUCCUUUCUCUUCUUGUUCCCUCUUCUUUCAUGGAACUCCUCUCUCCAAGAAGUGAUUGCUGGUAAUUUGAACUUAAAGCGAGACUUUGAUGGGGAAUGGUGAUAACGGGCGCUGCAUAUUCCCUCUCACAAGUUUGCAAAUUGGAGAUUUGCAGACUUACCUUUCUGAUCUUAGCCUCUUCGUGGCCCUUGAAAGUAACAAACUUUAUAUAUUGGUAGACAACCGGCCAUGGCUGAGAGACAGAGGUUCUCGUCCCGCGCACUUGUGGCAGUUGAUGGUUACCAAGUCAAGGUUAUCUCCUUUUGCAAACACCAAAGUACGGAGGGAGAAAAAGGUGGACAAAGAGGCUUGCUCCAGUUCCAAUGCUAUAAAACCAAAGACAUUUGACAAAUGGUUUCGACUAAUUGAUGCGAUUACAUUGUCUCGAAAGAGGGUUUUGCUACCUGUAAAGAAACUACAUCAAUCGUCACUUUUAAGCAGAGAGCUGCAUAGGACCUUGUAUGGUUUCAUCGUUUUUGAAGUUGCAUGGAGCAAUGUUCGAGGUAUCAACUAUUUGAAUGAGCUUCAGACUGAUACCUCUCUGGCUAUAGAGGCUAAAUUCAUGCAAAGAUGGGAAUUUGACAGUAUUGCUCAAGCAGCAAGCAGUAUAUCAUCAUGGUUUUCUGGAACAACCUCAGAAAAGCGGUUGUUAAAAGAGUAUCUCGAUUCUGCAGUAGGAGACAUCUUUUAUGAUGCUGAAGAAGAUACUUUGAAUUCUGUAUCUGAUGAUGUUGCCGAAAAUAUCUGCAACGAUAAUUUGUCUAUUGAGGAUGAUUCUCUCCUGAGCUUGGGUAGCAAGUUUGGUGUAUCUUCCGUAUCUGAUAUUGAUGAAAAUGAUGUUCAACACACUCCACCUCCUCUCAGUCCACCUCCUCUCAGUGGACUUUGGAAAAGAAGGAAACUAACAAACUCCAGCAUUACAAGUGUGAAAUCUGGCAUGUGUACUGAGGGAAUCAGGAACUCUGAGAUCUGGGAUGAAAAUGAUGUGGAAGCUACCCAGUAUAUGGAUGUUUUAAUCUUGUUCAGGUUCAAUGACCAUGACCUUCCAUUUACUCUAAGAAAAGUAAUAAUGUCCGAUUUGCGGUUACUGACUUUAUUAGAGGCUGGGCUUCCAUCUUGGGUUCUCUUCCUACAGUCAUAUCCAGUGUUUUGCCAUGUAUAUCGACCAUGGAUGUGCCCAUUGGCAAGAGCUUUAUAUGUACUUAUCUCUGUUGUAACUGUCCUCAUAGGAUUUUAUGAUUUGUACAAGAAUGUCCCAGUUCUGAAGGCUACUGCGUCUCGAUUGUUUGGGCCUCUUUUUGAUUGGAUUGAAACUUGGGAGAUGAUAACAAGGAUUAAAUACUUGGGAACAAUGCUAUUUCUGCACAACUUUCAAAAGGCCGUUAACUGGUUUCUUACAAUUAGGAGCACCACCAGAUCCUUCUUGUCAGUUCUCACUCAACCAUUGGCAGAGCCACUUGUAGAAUUUUUUGAGUUUCUCCUACCAGUGUCCAAUGUGAUGAUUGAAGUCGUAGAGAAAUUGUUCUCAGUUAUUUGGAUUCUGAUUGAGUCUUCUUGCAAUCUUGUGGGGAAUGUGGUAGAGAUGUUCCUAUUCCCCAUAUGGUUUGUAGUCUCUGUUAUCUGGAGUGUUGCAAUAUCAAUUUUAUGCCCCAUAUUUUGGGUUUUUUGGGAAUUACUCUAUGCUCCAGUUCGCAUUGUUUUGGCAUUAGCCACUUUCAUAGUAUUUGUUUGUACCUCUAUAUAUGAGAUGCUUGGGGAAAUAUGGGAGUUUAUGAGUAGCAUAAUUCAGCUUGCAUCCGCUUCUGAGGCAACAGUGAGCACAUAUGAAGUUUCUAUGUGGCGGUCACUUUGGAAUGACCUAUUUUCCCAGAUUUUUCGCGCUGUCAGGAGUAUAUUAAAUGGCUUUGUUGCCUUUUUCACAGCCUGCAACAGGCAUCGCCUGAGCAUUUAUAAUCAUUUACUGGAGUUCAUUGGAAGAUUAUUUGGUCGAACCCAGACAUCAAGGCAGGAAGAUUCUAGAUCAAGUAGACCUAAAAAGGAGACUCAGAAUAUGCCAGAAGUGAGGAGGAAACUUCAUGUAAAUUAGGCUUGUACAACUUCCGCCAAAGCUAACGGAUCAAGGCACUUCACUAAGUAGUGCUUGUGUUAUAUUAUGACAUGUUAACAACGCAAGAGAAAAGUCUUAUCCAACAAAAUUGGGUGAACAGGGUAUUCAUGUCUUCCACUGAUACAGAAAUAUAUUACUGAAUGUACCACUGGACAAGCUUCAUUCUUUUGAUUCUUUUUGUCUUCAUCGCCUUUUGUUAUUAUGCCCAUUCUCCCCUCUCAGAUGCCUUAAAGUCAUUCACAAUGUUAUUUUUCCCUUUGCUCUAAAUCCCAGGGGAUCCAGUUACUUGUACUCAAAUGUGUAUCCAUGUAAAUAGUAUGUAAAGACUUGCUCGUGUAUUUAUAUAGUGAUAAUAAUAAGUUAAAAGGAAAUUUCUUAUUCAAA